CUUUCUUCUUCUUCAUCAGAUUUUCUUCACCUUCUUCUUCUUCUUCUUCUUCAAUUGUUUCUUCUCUUGUGGUGAAAUAAAAUGUUUUCUACGCUUCGUCACGCCAUGUUUCUCCGUCGAUCUCGGGCUGUGAUUUUUCCCACGAAAAGGGCUUUCAGCAGUAAAAUUUCCGAUGAAAUCGAUCCCCAAAUUGUGAACGAGCUGAAUCAGGAAAUGCAAUCAAUCUUUGGAGCAGAGCCCUCUCCCGAUGGAUUUUCCGGUCCUGCGACAAUGGAUUACUCUGAACUGAAAUCCAAGAUUGAAUCUCCGAAAUCUACAAACCAGGAUAAUUCUACGCAAUAUGAACGACCUGAAAAAGUGGCUAGUGAAAUGUCUAGGCUAACCCAUGUUGGGAUCUCGGGGGAAGCUCAAAUGGUGGAUGUUUCUUCCAAGGACAAUACUAAGAGAAGCGCAUUGGCUUGCUGUAAAGUGAUUCUAGGGAAAAGAGUUUUCGAUUUGGUCUUAGCGAACCAGAUGGGGAAAGGAGACGUUCUUGGAGUGGCGAAAAUCGCUGGCAUUAACGGAGCAAAGCAAACCAGCAGUUUAAUCCCAUUGUGUCAUAACAUUGCUCUUACGCAUGUUCGUGUAGACUUGAGACUAAACCCUGAGGAUUUUAGUGUUGACAUCGAAGGAGAAGCUUCUUGCACCGGAAAAACCGGUGUUGAGAUGGAAGCUAUGACUGCUGUAUCAGUUGCUGGCUUAACUGUUUACGAUAUGUGCAAGGCUGCUUCGAAAGAUAUCAGCAUUACAGAUGUGAGACUCGAGCGUAAAGCUGGUGGAAAGAGCGGGUAUUGGUCUAGAGGCGAGUGAACACAUAUAACAUUUGUCUCCGUAGCCAUGGAGAUUGGAACAUACGAGUAGAGACAUCGCUUGCCCGGACCAGUAAAACCGGCUUAAUUCUCAAAAAUAUGUGGUUGAUGAAUAAACUGGUCAAGUACGGCUUGGGCUUUCUUGUGUGAUAACUGAUAACUCUUUAAAAAGUUUGGUACUUUGGUAAGCAUUUGAUAUGGGAUUUGAGAACUUCACCUAAACCCUAUCAGAAGCAAUUUAUGAGAGUGAAACUGUUUGAUAGAAAAUCAAUGCUUUCAACUGUGAUAAGUCAUUAUUCAUUGUUCACACACAUUCAUAUAAU
Messenger RNA from Eutrema salsugineum, 1171 nucleotides. RefSeq names its product cyclic pyranopterin monophosphate synthase, mitochondrial. Gene Ontology annotation, biological process: Mo-molybdopterin cofactor biosynthetic process. NCBI's taxonomy places the organism in Eukaryota, Viridiplantae, Streptophyta, Magnoliopsida, Brassicales, Brassicaceae. The record is from RefSeq and is a predicted model, not a curated record. The transcript has 3 exons. The coding region runs from base 82 to 849 and encodes 255 amino acids.